Sarcophilus harrisii (Tasmanian devil) is the source of this 8637-nucleotide messenger RNA. It is a transcript of the gene F5, whose product is annotated as coagulation factor V. Lineage: Eukaryota; Metazoa; Chordata; Mammalia; Dasyuromorphia; Dasyuridae. The transcript is spliced from 25 exons. Gene Ontology annotation, molecular function: copper ion binding. Bases 290 to 7021 code for a protein of 2243 amino acids. The record is from RefSeq and is a predicted model, not a curated record.
UGGAGACUGGACUCUCUGGUCCUUUUUCUCUCUGUUUCCUGUAAUCAGAAGAGACAGAGAAACUAGCUGCUAUGCUACCCUUCACACCUGACUGUCCCACUGGGCAGUGAGCCAGCCAACCACCUGUCCAGGGGAAGCAGCCUCCCUCAAAGCUUGCAAGCCCCAAAGAAGGGGGAGGGAAUUUCAGUGAGUGCUGAGACUUUGGAAAGAACCCACAGAGGGAGGACACUACCAGCCACAGCCUCCCAGAGCUCACUGCAGUGGACGGGACCCUCUCUGGAGGUCACCGAUGCCCCAGCCCCAGCAGCUCCCGGGGCUGCUGUUGGCAACUAUGUCUCCAGGUCGCCCAAGCCUCUGGGUGCUCGUGGUCCUGGGCAUUGGGUGGCUGGGCUUGGAGCAGCAUGUGGCUGAAGCUGCUGUCCGACAUCGCUACGUCGCUGCUCAGAUCAUCAACUGGACCUAUCGCCCUCAGACCAACGACCCAAGUUUAAAUCCUUCAGAGCCUACCUUUAAGAAAAUGGUCUACAGAGAGUAUGAAGCAGGUUUCACAAAAGAAAAACCAACAUCGGACAUUUCAGGACUUCUGGGACCUACUCUUUUUGCUGAAGUUGGAGACACCUUGAAGGUUCACUUUAAGAAUAUGGCUAAGAAGCCUUUAACCAUCCAUCCCCAAGGAAUCGAAUAUAACAAACUAUCUGAAGGUGCCUCUUAUGCAGACCAAACAUCCCCAGUGGAAAAGAUGGAUGAUGCUGUUCUUCCAAAUCGGGAAUAUACCUACACAUGGUUCAUCACUGAAGACAGUGGACCUACAGAUGAUGAUCCUCCUUGCCUCACAUAUUUCUAUUACUCCUAUGAUAACUUAGUGAUGGAUUUCAACUCUGGUCUUAUUGGACCUUUGCUCAUCUGUAAGAAAGGCAGCCUUACUGAGAAUGGGAUUCAAAAGAUGUAUGACCGGCAACACGUGCUGAUGUUUGCAGUGUUUGAUGAAAGCAAAAGCUGGCAGCAGUCACCUUCCCUGAUGUAUACGGUCAACGGCUAUGUGAAUGGAACACUGCCAGAUAUAACAGUCUGUGCCUAUGACCAAAUUAGUUGGCAUCUAAUUGGAAUGAGCUCUGGUCCUGAACUAUUCUCUAUUCAUUACAACGGGCAGGUCCUGGAACAUAACUCUCAUAAAGUCUCAGCAAUCCCCCUCAUUGGAGCCUCGUCAACCACGGCAAAUAUGACUGUGAGCCAUGAGGGAAGGUGGAAGAUAUCUUCUCUCAUCCCAAAGCAUAUUCAAGCUGGGAUGAAGGCUUAUCUCAAAAUUAAAAAAUGCCCAAAAAGCACCAGAAAGGUAAACAAAUUAACCCGAGAUCAGAGGCGUUACAUUAAAAAGUGGGAGUAUUUCAUUGCUGCAGAGGAAGUUAUUUGGGACUAUGCCCCAGAAAACCAGGAGAACAUGAACAAAAGACAUAGCUUUUGGCACAAAAAUAACCCAAACCAAAUUGGGACACGUUAUAAGAAGGUUGUCUACAAGCAGUACCAAGAUGAAACUUUCACUAAACGCAAAGAAAGUAAUGAUAAAUCCAAAGACAAUAAAGAACCUGAAGAAAGUAGUAUCUUGGGUCCUAUCAUUAGGGCCCAAGUAAGAGAUACCCUUAAAAUUGUAUUCAAAAAUAUGGCCAGCCGUCCCUAUAGUAUUUAUCCUCAUGGAGUAACACUUUCCACAGAUGAUGAAACAGCUAUGAAUGUUUCUACUUCAGGCAACAACACCUUGGUCAAAGCUGUCCAACCAGGAGAAACUUACACUUAUAAGUGGAACAUCCUGGAAUCUGAUGAACCCACAGAAAAUGAUGCUCAAUGCUUAACAAGGCCAUAUUAUAGUACUGUGGACAUCCCAAGGGAUAUUGCCUCAGGCCUGAUUGGGCUACUGUUGAUUUGUAAGAGCAGAACCUUGGACAAUCGAGGGGUCCAGAGGACAGCAGAUUCUGAGCAACAAGCUGUGUUUGCUGUAUUUGAUGAGAAUAAAAGCUGGUACAUUGAGGACAAUAUUAACAAAUUUUGUGAAAACCCCUCUUCUGUGAAACGAGAUGAUCCAAAGUUUUAUGAGUCUAACAUUAAGAGUACAAUAAAUGGCCUUUUGCCUGAGAGUAUACCGACCCUGGGAUUUUGUUAUGAAGACACUGUCCAGUGGCACUUUUGCAGUGUGGGUAUCCAGGAUGAGAUUCUUACCCUUCACUUGACUGGCCACUCAUUCUUAUAUGGAAAAAGACACGAAGACGUCCUGACGCUCUUUCCUAUGAGUGGAGAAUCUGUAACGGUCACAAUGGAUAAUGUAGGAACCUGGGAGCUCACUUCCAUAAGCUCUAACCACAGGAGCCGAAACCUCAAGUUGCGAUUCAGGGAUGUUAAAUGUAUAAGGAAUUAUGAUGAUGACUCCUAUGAAAUUUUAUUUGAUGACAAUUUGGAAAAAGUUGUCACAGAGAAGAAUAAAGUUAACACCAGAAAUAUGCCUGAUUCAGAGGAAGAGGAAUGGAUUCCUGAUGAUGAUAGUGAUUAUCAGGAUCAACUGGCUUUGCAGUUUGGUAUUAGAUCAUUUAAAAAUUCAUCAGGACCUCAUGAGGGAGAUGAGCUUCUUAAUCUCACUUCUUUGUUUAUGGAAGAAAUCUCUGAAAUGACUCCCCUAAAUGUGACUACAUCUUUGGAGACCUCUCAGAUUUCCCCAAAAGACCCUGGUAGUAGUUCCAAACUUCAAGCUACCCUUCCUUACUCGGUAAUCACAACAACUAGAUCUCCCUUGAAGAACAUCACUACUACAGGUACACGAUCCAUUACAUCAUACACUAUAGACUCCAGUCUGAAGAAUUCCAAAUCCCAUUCUAAAGAACUUGUCGAUAAGAAUACAAAUUCGGCUACCGUGGGGACAGCUUUGUCACCUCUUGGUGCAGGAAUUUUCCAAAGCCAAGAAGAUGUCAAGAAGGCAGGCCAUCAGGCCAACAAGGAGACUUCCACAUUUAUCACUACCUCAGCUAACCAAUCUGAGGCAGAAAGAAAAACAUCAGUACAAUCCAAUCAUACACGGAUAGAACUACCAACAGAAAAUGUGAGGGCGAAUUUAACUCUAGAACUCCCUGAUCUCCAUAGAAGUGACAUUCCCAACUCCAGAGCAGGAACACAAGAUCUUCUAGAUGAUCUGGUAGUUGUUAACCAGAAGGAUGCACCAAAGGUUUUGAAUGGGAAAUGGAAUUUGGUUUCUGAGAAAGGGAGCUAUGAAAUCAUCAAAGAUACAAAUGAAGAUGAGGUGGAAGAUAAGCUGUUGAACAACCCCCAGGAUGGUGCAACAUCUAGGAGAGAAGGAAUUCCUUCUGCUAAUUGGCACAAACCUUUAAAAAUAGGAAAGAACAGAGAAAAUGGUAGGUUCAGGAAAUCUUCAGUUUUGAUUAAGACUCGAAAAAGGAAAAGAGUUAAGUUGGCAGACAAUUUACUGAUGUCCCCCAGAGGUUUCAGUCCUCUAAAAGGAAGGUACAGUGCCACAUUGCCCCACAGAGGAUCCAAUCACUCACUCUUAUCCAAUGAUUCCAAUGAGAUACCAUCCCCUAAGGACCUAGAACAAGCAUCUCCCACUUUAUAUCUUGAUCAGAAUUUCUCUGCCGUGGAGCUGGAUCAGAAAUUUCCCCCAGCAGAGUUUAGUAAGUUGUCCUCUGAUCCAAAGUUAAGUGAAAUAUUCUCCACUCUAAAGCUUGUUUCUACUACUCAUCCUCCUGAUGUCUAUCAGACAUCUUCCCUUCCAGAUCAUCAUGAAACACCUUCCCCUCUAGCCCCUUAUGAGACAUUCUCCCACCCAGAUCUUAAUGAGACUCCUUUCCCUCCUUCCUUCUAUGAGACCACUCCCCCUCCAGAUCUUUAUGAGACUACUUUUCCUCCCUCCCUUUAUGAGACAACUCCCCCUCCAGAUCUCUAUGAGAUUCCUUUCCCUCCCUCCUAUUAUGAGUCAACUCCCCCUACAGACUUCUAUGAAGCAUCCUUCUCUCCAGAUCUUAAUGAGACUCCUUUCCCUCCUUCCUUCUAUGAGACCACUCCCCCUCCAGAUCUUUAUGAGACUACUUUUCCUCCCUCCCUUUAUGAGACCACUCCCCCUCCAGAUCUCUAUGAGACUCCUUUCCCUCCCUCCCAUUAUGAGACAACUCCCUCUUCAGAUCUCAAUAAGACUCCUUUCCCUCCUUCCUAUUAUGAAUCAACUCCCCCUACAGACUUCUAUGAAGCAUCCUUCUCUCCAGAUCUUAAAGAGACUCCUUUCCCUCCCUACCUCUAUGAGACCACUCCCCCUCCAGAUCUCUAUGAGACUCCUUUCCCUCCCUACCUCUAUGAGACCACUCCCCCUCCAGAUCUCUAUAAGACUCCUUUCCCUCCCUCCUUCUAUGAGUCAACUCCCCCUUCAGACUUUUAUGAAGCAUCCUUCCCUCCACAUUUUUAUGACACAACUCCCCCUCCAGACUUUUAUGAAGCAUCCUUCCCUCCAGAUUUUUAUGACACAACUCCUCCUCCAGACUUUUAUGAAGCAUCCUUCCCUCCAGAUUUUUAUGACACAACUCCCCCUCCAGAUUUCUAUGAAGCAUCCUUCUCUCCAGAUCUCUACGAGACAACCCCUCCUUCAGACAACUAUGAAGCACCUUCCCCUCCUGAUCUCAAUUGGAAUUCCUCUACUUUGGAUCUGAAUCAAACCCAUUUCCUACCAGAGGUUGGUCAGAUAUUCCCUUCUCCAGAAUUCAGUGAGAACUUGCCUCCAGACCUUAGUCAUACACCCUCUUCUCCAGUUCUUGAAUCAAUAUCCCAAUCACUCCCAUCCCAAAUCAAUGUUACUUUGACACCAAGACAAGUUAAUCCAGCAAUUAUAGUGGGUCUUACCAAAGCUGAUGGGGGUUAUGUUGAGUAUAUUCCAGGGCAGGCUGUCAAAGACAGUGAUGAUGAUGAUGAUGAUGAUGAUUAUGAUUUUGAAGCCACAUUUGUACCCUAUGAUGACCCUUAUAAAACAGAUAGAAGGACAGAUACAAGCUCACUCCGAAACCCUGACAACAUUGCAGCAUGGUAUCUCCGAAGCCACAAAGGAAAUAGAAAAAAUUACUACAUUGCUGCUGAGGAAGUACUUUGGGAUUAUUCAAAAUUCUCAAAAAGCAUGAAGAAGGCUGAUGAUGCUGAGGAUAUCAUAGAGAACACAGUGUAUAAGAAAGUGAUUUUUCGGAGCUACCUGGACAAUACCUUUUCAAUGCUUGAUCCUCGGGGAGAGAAUGAUGAUCACCUUGGAAUCCUUGGCCCUAUUAUCAGGGCUGAAGUAGAUGAUGUGAUCCAAGUUCGUUUUAAAAAUCUAGCCUCCAGGCCAUAUUCUCUUCAUGCUCACGGGCUUGCCUACGAAAAAUCAUCAGAGGGAAAGAGCUAUGAAGAUGACUCCCCGGAAUGGUAUCAGGAUGACAAUGCCAUUCAGCCCAACGGCAGUUAUACUUAUGUAUGGCACGCGACAGAACGAUCUGGUCCAGAAAAUCCUGGGCCUGCUUGCCGAGUUUGGGCUUACUACUCAGCUGUGAAUCCGGAAAAAGAUAUCCAUUCAGGCCUAAUAGGCCCGCUUGUGAUCUGCCGAAAAGGAACACUCCAUAAAGAAAGCAACAGGCCCAUAGAUAUGCGAGAAUUUGCCCUACUUUUUAUGGUCUUUGAUGAAAAGAAGAGCUGGUAUUUUGAUAAAAAGCCUAAAAGGAAGAUAACUUCAGAAGUGAAAAACGCUCACAGGUUUCAUGCCAUCAAUGGUCACAUCUACAAUUUGCCAGGACUAAGGAUGUAUGAAAAGGAGAGAGUGAGAUGGCACUUACUGAAUAUGGGUGGUUCCCAGGAUAUUCAUGUGGUUCACUUUCAUGGCCAGACGUUGCUGGAGAACGGAACCCAAAAGCACCGUUUGGGGUCUUGCCCUUUGCUUCCUGGUUCAUUUAAAACUCUUGAAAUGAAGGCAUCAAGACCUGGCAUAUGGCUCUUAGACACUGAGGUGGGAGAAAAUCAGAUAGCUGGAAUGCAAACACCAUUUCUUAUAAUAGAUAAAGAAUGCAAGAUGCCCAUGGGCUUAAGUACUGGCAUUAUAGCUGAUUCACAGAUAAGUGCAUCCAGUUUCCUGGGUUAUUGGUAUCCUAAAUUAGCAAGGUUAAACAAUAGUGGAUCUUACAAUGCUUGGAGUGUAGAAAAACAACUAUAUUCUUUUUCGUCUGAACCCUGGAUCCAGGUGGACUUCGAAAAAGAAGUUGUACUUAGUGGGAUACAGACCCAGGGCGCCAAACAGUACCUGACGUCUUACUAUACCACCCAGUUCCGUGUGGCGUAUAGCUCCGACAAAAGAAUGUGGCGGUACUUCAAAGGGAACAGCACUUCAAAGCAGGAGUACUUUGAGGGUAAUUCAGAUGCCACCAGCAUUAAAGAAAAUCCCUUUGAUCCACCCAUUGUGGCUAAAUACAUCCGAAUCUCCCCAACCCACUCGUAUAAUAGACCUACUCUCCGCCUGGAAUUGCUGGGCUGUCAGGUCCAAGGCUGCUCCACACCCCUGGGUAUGGAAAGUGGAAAGAUACAAAACAAUCAGAUUACAGCUUCAUCAACAAGAAAAUCUUGGUUGGGAGGUUACUGGUCACCCUUCUAUGCCCGUCUCAAUGCACAAGGCCGUGUGAAUGCCUGGCAAGCCAAGUCGAAUAACAACAAGCAGUGGCUGCAGAUAGACCUGCUCAAAACCAAGAAAAUAACGGCAAUUACAACCCAAGGAGCCAAGUCUUUCUCAAAUGAAAUGUAUGUGAUGACUUAUGCUAUCUUCUACAGUGAUCGUGGCACGGACUGGAAACCUUAUAAGGACAAAUCAUCCAUGAGGGAAAAGAUUUUUAUGGGAAAUGUUAAUCACAAAGGCCAGGUCAAGAAUUUUUUCAACCCUCCCAUCUUUUCCAGGUUCAUCCGUCUCAUUCCCAAGUCAUGGAAUCAAAGCAUUACUCUUCGAUUAGAACUCUUUGGCUGUGAUCUUUACUAAAGAUGGGAUAGAUAUUAUGCAUUCAAAAGCAAAGGAAUACCCUUUGAGUCUUUAAAUAAUUUAGCACCGGUUUUCUUUUUUGUAGCUAUUUCUAAAUGUCAGAUUUCAAAAGAUUUUUUCCACUAUUGCUUUUUUCUCUCGUGUCUAACAGAAACUAGGAUUUUCUCAAGAGAUUUUUUAGUUUAUUUUUUUCCCCACUAAGAAAUAAGAAGAUAGUUCUGAUUUGGCAUGUUAAUGUCUGAAUGAUUAACAUGAUCCAUGUUAAUGUAAUCAAUAUGGAAAAAUAUUGAAAGUAAUUAGUACCCAGCUGAAUUAAAGCAUUGUUGAUCACAAAUAGAAUCUUGAUUGUUACUCCAGAACACCCAGAUUUGGGCAUUUUUUUAAGCCCAGAUGCCCUCAUUAGCAUAGGUUAUUAAUAGUGUUAGUGUAUUAUACUCACAUUUCCAGGAAAGUGAUUUUCAGUGAUGAACCGGAAGCAUUUGGGAUGUUGGCCACAGACAAAAUGAACAAUUUCAAGGUUGGCAAUUUUAAAAACUCUGUGAGGUCACCAAUAAAAAAAUCUUUAGAUUUUUGCAUUAAUAAAUUGUGUUGUGAUUGUUCUUUUCUUAUGUUUCAUAAUAUAACUUAUCAUGAAGAUUGUAAAUUAUCAAUCUGAUGUUUUACUUCAUUAGUUGCUGAGGUGAGUAAUAAAAGGGGUGAUGAUGGGAGUAAUAUUUAUUUAUUGCUUGUAUGCCUGACUAUGCUUCUUUUGUCAAAGUAAAAGGGAGGGCUGCAAAUAACCCAAAUAUAGAUAAAAAGUACACAGUUCUAUAAUUAUGAAUCAUUUUCCUUUAUGGAAAUGUGUGUCUAUAGUCGUGUAUAUGUGUGUUUUGUGAAUUUUAAAGCACCAUAUCUAUCAAUUAUUAUUAUCCUAGUGAACAUUUAGCUCUAGUGUCUUAUCUCACGUGCCCUCCCCUCCUAUUUCUUUUGGUAGAGGGCACCAAAAUCAACUCAAUUGCUGGUAUUUGUGAACAUCCCCUCACCUGGUGGCUGGUCUAAAUGCACUAAAUGCACCUUGAUUAGUCAGCAAUAGCACGGGAAGCCAAAAAUUACUGGUUUCUGGAAGGCAUAUUAUGACCUCCCUCCACUGAAGUCAUCUUUUCAAUUCUAUUUUGCUCAGGCAAUAUAAAAAAUGCAUUUCCUGAGCCCAUAGAAAUUAAUAAAUUGGCAAGUUGCUUACUGUAUGGUGAAAGUCAGGAUAUGAUAAUUUGUCAACUAAUACAUGAAAUGUAUAAAUUGGAAUAAUAUGGGUUAACUGACUAUAACUAGAUCCCAGUUAGAGUGAACAAUGAACCUCUUGAAGUGGCAAUUUUAUUUUAAUAUACACUGCAUAAUUUCAAUCAAUGACUGUGUUUUAUAUAAUUAUAACUUCCAACGCUGCAAAUUUCAAUAUGUGUGACCAUAUUGGGGGAAUAUAUUAUUUGCACUAAUUACACAACUAAAAUGAAUUGGAUGGCAGAGGAAAAAUUUGGAAUACAAAGAGUUAAGCACACUGUAUAGUAAUAUGCUGGUAAAUGUGUAAUCAUCAGCUCUUCGGAGGCAAAAAAAAAAAGGAUACAUGAUAUAUAUUUUUAAAU